Molecule: messenger RNA, 1509 nt
Organism: Sparassis crispa
Lineage: Eukaryota; Fungi; Basidiomycota; Agaricomycetes; Polyporales; Sparassidaceae
Exons: 6
Coding region: 1-1509 (502 amino acids)
Source: RefSeq, a predicted model, not a curated record
AUGUUCUCGCUGGAGGAUCUGUUCCAGGCACUUACUCUCAUCACUGGCCGCGACUUUGAUGAAGCGUGGUGUAUGGUCAUCCGGCAGCUCAUUGCCAAUGAGGCUGCAGAGGAUGCGCGAGCCAAUAGUAAGUACUAUGCCCGACGGACACAGCAACUGAUGAACCUUGCUAAAAUAGGAGUUCACGCCGACGUAGCUGGCGCAGGCGCGAAAGGCCCUGACGGGCCUCCUCCUGCCAUCGCCGGUGGCCUUGGUGCUACUCAUGCUGUUGACGGCCCUGCAGCUAUUGCUACCGCAGUUGCCGCUGCGACCGCGGCUCCUGUUGCUGCCACAAUUGCCGCUGCUGGCCCCCUUGUCAUCACCGCUGCUCCUACUGCUGCCAUUGUUCCUGCUGUUGCUGCCCCCACUGCCGCCAUGGCUGGCCCCACAGCUGGUCCAGCCGGAGCUCCUGUUCCCGGGUUGGGUCAACCCAACGUACCUGGGCCCCUUAACGACCCAGAGGCACUUCAGGUAGCCAUUGAGGGCACCCUGGUGAUGGCCAACCAGCUGCUGCCGGUGCUCCCGGGUAGAUGGUAUGUUGUUACUCGCGGACGGGAAGUUGGUGUCUUUCAAGGCUGGGCCAGUGUCUCGCCGCUCGUCUCCGCAGUGCCAAACACGUGCCAUGAGCGCAUCUCCUCCCGGGAGAACGGCUUCCAGAUCUUCCACGCGGCCGUCGCUCGUGCGCCCAUACUUACUGUCUUCUCUUCUCCCCUCUACUUCAUCGUGGAUGUCAUGGGUCGUCGCGCAAUAUAUCUCACAGCAGCUGCCCAAAGCGAAGGACGUCGAGCUGCCAGAGCCAGAUAUAACACGAAGAAGCUAGGAGAAAGAGUGCGGAGUGAACAGAAUCAGCGAGCAUAUGCACGACGAAAUGGAGAUCAUCCUAGCCCCUUUUUUCCAGCACCUGGGAUUUCUCUCCCACCCGACCUCCUCGAACACGCACGCAAGCCUUCCAUCGUUGGAGGUAGACAGCAGACUGCCAUUGACCUCGGUUUGUGGGCCCCACCUUACACCUUCAAUCCCGCUGGCCUUCAGAAGGAGUCGAAGGGUAGUCCCUCGACUGAGCAUGAACAUCCAAACAUCUCAGAGGAGGCUCACCUCAAGUUGGGCCAGGUCAGCGAGCUUGAACGUAGAUGCUUGACAAGAGCACUCGGCAGUCGACAGUUUACACUGUUGGUAGAGGCAGGGAGACAGAGGUUGGAAAUCUGGGAUGAGAAGGAGGACAUACAAGAUCAGAUACUGGCUAUGGAGAGAGAAUUGACUGCGCGCACGAGAGCGUGGGUAGACCUGCAUGGUGUGAGUUGGGAGGACGGCAGAGUCACUACUGGACGUGACAUCGCAUUGGACUGGGGGGCGAAAAUAAUUUGUACCCUGGCAAGGGAGCUCGAGAUCGUUCAGAAGGGUGAGGUCGAGUAUAUGAGAAGCCUAGAAGUGGGCAAGUUACCGUGGCAGCGUAUGAACACUGUACAUUGA